This is a messenger RNA of Aureobasidium melanogenum CBS 110374, 3108 nucleotides long. RefSeq lists its product as uncharacterized. The coding region runs from base 1 to 3108 and encodes 1035 amino acids. The record is from RefSeq and is a predicted model, not a curated record. Gene Ontology annotation, molecular function: guanyl-nucleotide exchange factor activity. Gene Ontology annotation, cellular component: cytoplasm. Gene Ontology annotation, biological process: regulation of GTPase activity. NCBI's taxonomy places the organism in Eukaryota, Fungi, Ascomycota, Dothideomycetes, Dothideales, Saccotheciaceae. The transcript has 6 exons.
AUGGCUUACGUCCUUUCUCUAAUGCCCCAGAGUCCUCUGGGCUCUCCCUACGACCAACGAAGUCACGAAAGAUCAUGGUCAUCGUUGGGCAGUACAGGCACCGUUCAUCAUCGCCGUUCAAGACAGCUUUCGGUCGGAUCCUUGACCUCUGCAGUAUCAGUAUGUGGUCCAUCCUGGCGCUCACCCUCAAGCCAUGGCACACCGCUUCGGUCAACAUCUUACUCAGACUUUGAGAACGGAACGUAUUCCACCGCACUCCAUCGUCCACCUGUCUCGAGCAAUAUAUCUCGUCCCGUGAGCGUGCCACCUGCUGUCUCCCGACCCGUACCUGUCGUCACACCUCUGCCAUCUCCGGCCGAGUCAGAACCAAUCCUUGGUACACCUGCUUUGAACUCUGCUUUGGGUUUUGUCGACGAAGAGAGAGGUGGUUGGGAAGAAGGUCAUGCUCUGCUUGAAUCCGACAUCUACGAUAGCUCGGUUCCCAACGUCGAGACCCGAGAUGCCCAAAAUGACACUGGGACAUCUUCUCUGGUAUCCCAACAACCUUUCUCAAGGUGGAUGAACACAUUAAAGCUGAAGAAAGCUUCAUACAAGAGUCGGGUCCGUCCCAAGCUUGAUGCCCUCUUCUCGAAUCAGCCCGUCGUUAUUUCACCGGAGCCAUCUGUCAGGGGCCAUCGCAAGUCAGAAUCGUGGGCUUCAUCUGCCAACUUCGUGACCGCCGUCAAGUCAGCUACCAUGACAGUCGCAAGCGCAAGCAUUGCCCCCUUAUCGAGAUCAGCCAGCAAAAUGUCUGGUCAUCCCAGGCUUUAUCGUGGAAGCAGUGGUUUGUUCGAGCCAGAUCCUCGAUUCUCAACUGACAGUGGUCGUCCUUCCUUGAGCCUCAUGAUUGAUGAUGCUGCUCGUCAGAGAGCGAAGAAGCGUCGAGAGAAGAUCGAGGAGCUGAUCAAGACCGAGGAAAGCUACCUUGCGGACCUGAAGGCACUAAGCAGCGCAUACUUGACAUUCCUGCCUCCAACCUCGCCUUUCUCAGGGGCGCAGACUCGUGCUUCAGCCCGAAGCAGCAUCACCAAUCUACUCCAACUGCACACCGAGCUACUAGAGAAUCUCCACCGAGUUAUACCGUUCUCAGAACAUGACCAGGCGAUCACUGGAAUAUCAACGCCCAAACGCAAGCCUCACCAUGUAAGAUGGCAUAGCGAGGAUUCACUGCCUGUCCGAAGGGCUCCGUUAGCAACAAGUCAUACUGGGUGGUCGCAUCGCUACUCGCUGGACUCGCACAAAUCGCCAAGUCAGGAGCCACAAUCCCUGACUUGUACGCCGACCACAGCUGCUGAUGUUGGUCGCAUUUUCGCGAAGAAUAUCAAGCGGUUUGCCUUGUAUGAAGAGUACAGCGCGAGGUGCGAAUCGAUACAUGAUGAUAUUGAUUUCACUCAGAGGUCAUCCUUCUCUGUCUGGGACUACGACAAAGCUAUCGAGACACUUUCGGCCUCUGUCAACCCUGUCAAAAGUCGAGAAGCGAAUCGCAAAAAGGCACUCAGCAUCAAAGACUUGCUUAUCAAGCCUAUUCAGCGGAUUACUCGCUAUGAACUCCUCUUCAAGGACCUUUGCAGAGUCACACCAUCUUGUGAUGACCCUACAUCACAUGCAGUUCUGGACGACGUUCUCUACCGUCUGGGCGAGACGUGUCGUAACGUCGAUGAUGCCAAGGAUAAUCCAGACAAGCUUCGAUUGAUGGAGAACUCCAGGCUUCUCCAAGAUCGACUCUGCUUCUCGGACAAGGUUCCACGUGAGCUGCUCUUCCAGCGUCUGGGCAGAUUGUCACUCUGCGGCACUCUCUAUAUUGCUUAUCGCAACAAGACCACUUUUCAGGGUUGUUACAUGAUCUGUAUCUUGUAUGAAUCAUGCCUGCUACUGGCUCUGCCAGAUCGUUCCUCGGCCAGGUACAAGGUUGUGGUCGGUACUUCCCUGGCCUCAACCAGCAUCGAGGAGAGCGACAACGGCAAAGGUCUCCAAUGCCACACAGCGCCAUUUACCUGGAAAGUCGUGUUUGGAAGUGCCGGCAAGCUGUACGAGCUGAUUAUGGGAGCUUGUUCCCACAUCGAGGAAAAUGUCUGGAGAGAUCGUCUUGCUGGCCGCAUCGCCGUUGAAGCACAGCAUGUUGCCGAAGGUCAUAGCACUCCCAUCGACCUCCAAUCACCACUUACCAGGGACAUUCGCAGUUUCGGCAAAGCUUAUAGCAAAGCUAGAGGCUUUGUCCGCCGACUCUCAGUCCAGCGCACCGCCACAUUGGGACCAAUGACGGACAGCAAUCAAGUCAUCAUUAUGCAUACCUCGGCUCCCAAAGAUGACCUUAACAACUCUUCCACUUCCUCACUUCCUGGACGAUCGAAAUCACUCCCCACCGCCAGCGGUGUACCUAUCUUGGCACCCAUGCGAGCAGAGAGAAUCAAGGUAGAGGCUGCAUUGUUCGAUGUGUGGACGAAAGACUCGAUUCCAUAUCCAGGAAUGGGCUCGAGGCGCCCUGAGAACAUUUUGAAGGACACGGCCAGUGACCUACUUCGCAAGCUGAGUAUGGCAAGUAUUGCCAGCAACUUCUCAAGACGAUCAAUGAGCUAUACGAGUGUGCACCAGAGCCAUCAGGCAUCGGAGAAGCUUGUCAAGGUCAAGCCAGUGCCACGACCCGACACAAACAAGCCGAAGCGUCCACCUCUUAUCAACUUCCACAAUGCGCCAGAUGCAUUCUUGCCCGAAGACUUUGAACUGCAAGGACCAGAAUCGAAGCGUAGCCGUAGGCUUGGGUUGCGAACAUUGACGAUGACAGACCGACCCCGAUCGCCUUUCUUCUUUACAGAAAACAAGGCGCCCGAGAUCAAGCGAGCCAAUAGCACGAGACAGCCACGUACAUCAGCGGAGGCAGAGGUCAAAGCUGAGACCGUGGAAGAACUGGGCAGGAAGGACAGCUUGCGACCACUUGCGGGCAACGUCGGCGUCACAGGGAUGAGCGAGGUGAAGGGUGAGACGAAGCCUGUGGAAUCUGAUGUGAUAAAAAAGAAGAGACCAAGACUCUUGAGGUAUCUGACCAGCAAGUCUCGGGUUGGUGACGAAUGA